AUGGUCGUCAAGUCGAAGGCCACCUGCAGCCCGCCCGCGGCAGCAGCAGCAGCAGCCACAGAAGCAGGAAGCAAAAACGGACACACAGAUCCACAGCCACGGAAAAAAUUCCAAAUCCCUCAGCUGCUGCUACUUGGGCCGCCCGCGACCCUGCUGCUGCUGCUGCUGCUGCGCUGCUGCUGCUGCUGCUGCUGCUGCGCGCGGAGCAGCAGCAGGAGCAGCAGCAGCAGCGGCUGGAGCGGCGGAAGCAGCAGCAGCAGCAAGAGGGACAGGAAGGCGGAGCACCCUAGAAGCGGCCCUGUCUCAAACGGCUGUGGGCAUCCUGCGCGCCGGAAGUGCGGGGAGCAGCUGCUGCUGCAGCAGCAGGAGAGCAGCAGCAGCAGCGGGGCAGGCGGGGCUGCUGGUGGGGCGGGGGCGAGGCCCGCGGGAGCAGCAGGAGGCCGGGGAGCAGCAGCUGCGGCGGCGCAGCAGCAGCGGGGCCGGAGGAGCAGCAGCAGCAGCGGCGGCGGGGCGGCAGCAGCAGCAGCGGCUGGGGCCGAGGCGGCGGAGGGCCAGGAGGAACGCGGGGAGGCGGGGGGCGCAGGGGAAAGCUGGGAGCAGCAGCAGCAGGAGGCGCAGGCGCAGCAGCAGCAGCAGCAGCAGCAGCAGCAGCAGCACGCGCCGCGGCGGCCCGGGCGAGGCCGCGGGAUUCCAAGUUGCGAAAAGGCCGAGAGACAACUGGAAAGAAGAAAGGAAAGAUCCGUGGGAAUUGAAAAGAGCUAA
This is a messenger RNA of Eimeria tenella, 762 nucleotides long. RefSeq lists its product as uncharacterized. The transcript has 2 exons. The record is from RefSeq and is a predicted model, not a curated record. The coding region runs from base 1 to 762 and encodes 253 amino acids. NCBI's taxonomy places the organism in Eukaryota, Apicomplexa, Conoidasida, Eucoccidiorida, Eimeriidae.